CUACCAGCCAUCGACUGCAUGGAAAUACACGUGCAACGUGCCCUGCACCCUCCCAUCACCCAUUUCUCCUCUACCUCUCACCAGCUGCUUCAUCCCGCUCCAUAUCCCUACUCCUUCUCCCACUACUUAAUCUUCGAUGCGGGUGCACCGUGUCACUCGUCGUUUGCUUCAUCGUACCAGUAUGCUUGGUAGCCCGAAAGGUCAAUAUAUCAGGCUUCAAGUCAUUCACGGAAAGAAUUUCAGAGUACCCUCCCGCCGCAUACCUGCAGGCAUUUAUGUGUCCAUCAAACUCGACUCGAGGAGAUGCUGGACGUCGCUCGCCCCAGGCCUAUUUUCCGACAACUCUGUAGCGUGGGGUGAUACCGUGACCAUAUCAGCAGAUGUGUCACCUAGACUGUUAUUAGAGGUCAGAGCAUCCUUUGAGUUCGGGCGGAUGUUGGGGCAUGGGGAACUCGUUGGAAAGCUUGAAAUGCCGUGGAAGGAGCUGCUCGAUCAUGGAGACGAACCGUUCGAUCUGUCUUUCCCACCCAUCCGAGGUGUCUGUCCUUCACUCACGCUGAAGGCCGCUUCUGCCCAUGCUUGCGGAAACGACCGUGGUGGACUGUUUGAUUCCAUUGUAGAAUGCGACAUUAUUUGGCACACGGAUGUAGGCCACGCGCUGCUCGCUGAUUACGUGACCAGCAAGAGUGUCUGUCACCUGAACGAUGCUGUGGAGGAUUUCCAGUUGGUUCUGGACCAGAGUUCGGUUGGCCAUCCUGACCGCGCAGCCGCUCUCACUAACCUCGCGUGGGCACGCCUUCAAGGUUAUAUUCGCAAGGAUCUUCAAGAUAUUGACUCUACUGCCUCUUUAUUCCACGACGCCCUUGAAUUGCGUCCGCAAGGCCACCCCGAUCGUCCCUUGUCUCUCUAUCAUCUCACCGAGGCGCUGAGAUGGCGCCACAAAAAUCAACAUACUCCCGCCGAUAUCCGUGAAUCUGCCCGACUCUACCAUGAGCUACUACCUCUCUGCCCCGAGGGCACCUAUCUUCGCAGCAUGGCGGCUGGGGAAAAUGGUGUUGAUUAUGUAGUCGAGGCCUGCAACAAUCUUCCAAGGGACUCAUCCAACGAGGGUAUCCAACUUCGACGAAUCGUGCUCGAGCUCUGUCCUCUGGGUCAUCGACACCAUCCAAGAACCCUUGAAGAGCUGUCCGGAGCCCUUGAGGAGUUGUCAGGAGCCCUCAGAGCACGUUUUCUACAAUGCGGCAGCAUUGAUGAUCUAGAAGAGACCAUACAACUUUGUCGUGAAGUUGUUUCUCUGUACCCCGAGGGAUAUCCUCGUCGCGGAACCUACUUGAUUAAUUUGGGGUUCUCACUCGAAUCCCGUUUCAAUCACCAAGGCAAAUAUCGUGACCUCAAGGAGGCCAUCUAUCUAUACGAAGAGGCGCUGCGCUUGCAUCCUGUGGGGCAUAAAUUUCGUGGCAGAUCAUUGGGCGCGCUAGGGUGCGCCCUCCGCGUCCGUUUCCAACAAAGUGGUAACAUUGAUGACAUCAACGAAGCUAUCAGCCUCUUUCGCGAGGCACUGACAUUGUGCCCACAUGGGCAUCCAAGGCGUGACACCACGCUUGCCAACCUUGCUUCUGUGCUCAAAACCAGAUAUAUAAAAUUGCAUGCCAGCGAGGAUCUCAACGAGGCCAUUGAUUCGUGCCGUGAAUCACUUCGGUUAAAGCAACAUGAUCAUCCAGAGCGCCAUAAAACUCUUUCCAAGUUGAGCUCAGCACUCUGCUUUCGUUUCACGGAAACUUGGAAUAAUGAAGAUGUCGAGGAGGCCAUUGAUCUCUGUCAGCAAUCAUUGGCGGCUUUACCUCCACUGCGCCCGCACAGAUUUUUCAGCUACGCAGCACUACAGACGGCAUAUCUAUCUCGUUUCAGGGCACAAUCCAACCCUACUGAUUUGUCGCUCGUAAUGGAGAACUUCAGACUGGCAUCAAGACACCCCACUCAAGGCUUCCUAAAUCGCAUUAAGAAGGCUAUUGACUGGGCUCGCCAAGCAGAAGUCUAUGAGCAUGAAUCUGGCCUUGAAGCAUACCAAAUAUGCUUGGAUCUCUUCGACAACCAUGUGGUGACGCGAUCUUCAAUUAUCUCACGGCGGGAUGCUGCUACCGCUUUUCGUGAUGCACAAUCACUUCCAGUAGAUGCAGCAUCGUGUGCUAUUCGUCGUAAUGAUCUGCAACGAGCCGUUGAACUUGUGGAGCAAGGUCGCGGUCAACAAUGGUCCCUGGCCUCUCGACUCAGGACUCCGUUGGAAGACCUCGAGACCGCAAGUCUAUCACUAGCUCAUAAAUUCUCGGCGCUCAGCAAGCGCCUUUCUGAUGUUCAGGGUGCCACAUGCAGCACAGACCGAGCCGCUGCUGACCAAGCAGCGAUAGAGUACAGGAGACUUAUGGAGCAGUGGGAAGCUGCAGUGGCCGAAAUCCGCAAUAUUCAAGGUUUCUCGCGAUUCAUGCUCCCACCAUCAUACGAGGACUUGCAAGUGGCAGCAAUUCAUGGCCCAGUAAUCAUCCUCGUUGCGAGUAAAUACUCAUGCAACGCCCUCAUUGUCCCAACUGCAGGGCAGCCCCACUAUGUUCCCUUCCCAUCUCUUACUCUCGCGCAUCUCGAGAUGCUCAAGAACCGCUUUUCCAGUGAGAUACGGCUGGCAGCUCGUAUGGGCCCAAUGGACCCGCGGAAGGAUUUGCGCGUAUUGUUGCGGCAAGUAUGGGAGGAGAUCAUGCUACCCAUUGUUGAUGUCCUCCAGCAUGUCCUGAAAUUGCAACGCCGGACUCGAAUCUGGCUGUGUCCAACUGCCGCUUUUACUUCCAUUCCUCUCCAUGCAGCUCACCCCUUUCGAACGAAGGAAUCAUGCCUGGAGGAUCUCUACAUCUGCUCUUACACGCCGACACUUUCAGCUCUGAUCAGAUCCCGACAGACCAUGAAGACACGUGUCACCCCAUCCUUUGCGGCGAUCGCGCAGAGUCAAUCAGGUGCUGGGCAAGGCACAUUGCUCGCCGCUGUCAACAGUGAGCUCGAGCUCGUCCAUAAACUCAUUCCUCCCACCGUCAAGUUUACCACUCUUUCUGGAGACAGCGCUACACGGGCAGGUGCACUCGAUGCCUUGCAAUGCAACACCUGGGUGCACCUCGCUUGUCAUGGCAAGCAGGACCGUGAGCAGCCUUAUAAUUCACGUUUCGCCAUGAGAGACGAACCUCUCACGCUGCUUGAUAUUAUGGAGAACGAUACUCCGCAAGCCGAAUUCGCAUUUUUAUCAGCAUGUCAUACCGCCGUUGGUGAUGAGGAGACGCCAGACGAGGUCAUCCACCUUGCAGCUGGUAUGCAGUUCUCAGGGUUCAAGAGUGUCAUCGGCACUCUUUGGGCGGUCGAUGACGCUGUCGUGAAGCACGUUGUUGAAGCUUUUUACGAGAAUCUGUUCAAGAAGGAGGGUGUCGUUGACUGUACGAGGGCAGCCUCGUCACCCAACUUUGCUACGGACGCCGUGAAGACAAAAAUACCGCUCGAGCAAAAAAUUGUUUUCAUCCAUAUCGGUGUGUAGUUCCAUAACACAUUUCUUUCAUCUGGUACAGUUUUGCAAGUUGUUGAUCUUACGUUCUCGUUCACUUGCUUUGUACUUCAAUUUGUUGCCCUUUUACUUAUGUGCUUCAAUUAUCUUAAUUUCUCAUUCUCUCUGAUGUUGUUGUCUACUCUAGAGUCUUCAGGUAUUUGCAGCAUCGUCG
Messenger RNA from Suillus paluster, 3746 nucleotides. Its product is annotated as CHAT domain-containing protein. The record is from RefSeq and is a predicted model, not a curated record. Gene Ontology annotation, molecular function: protein binding. Lineage: Eukaryota; Fungi; Basidiomycota; Agaricomycetes; Boletales; Suillaceae. The transcript has 5 exons. The coding region runs from base 137 to 3565 and encodes 1142 amino acids.